CCCUCCUGCACACUAAGAAUGGAAUGGGUGUCCAUACUUAGCGUGCAAUGUCUGUACGCCGAGACACAGACAGACAGACAGACAGACCAUAUAACAUCCUAAUGGUCAGACGGCCAGCUAAGCUUAAGUGUCCAUAUAUGUCCCACUCGUACUCCAAAUACAUACGCCCGCAUACCCAUCAACCAAACUAUCCAUGCCGCACCCCUCACACACCACCCGCCCGCCAUUCAAUCAAUACCCAUUUCCUCUUGUCUUCUUUUUCUUUUUCUUCUUCUGCUUCUUCUUCUUCUUCUUUGCUGCUGCUUGCUUGGCCUUCACUCCCAGCACAGCAGAUGCCUGGCCCUUCCGACCGUCGUGCAGCACAGGCACCACCCGAAAGUAAUAAUAGCCAGUGGAGCAGCCGCCUCCCGUUUUGGCCGCCCCACCCCCACCACACGGGUGGCUGAAGUCGCCCUGGCGUACUGCUUGCAUGGUGUGUUGGUCGAGCGGCCACCGGUGUUCGAAGAGCCGCUUGUUCAGGCGACCGAGGAGCAGUGACGGGGGCGAGGACAGGCCGCCAUACACCUCCCAUUCCUGCAACACCGAUCGGCCAACAGACAGAGAGUGAGACAUAGAUACAUACAUACAUAGAUUCAUGGGUACCUACCUUGACGUUCGUGGCGCCAUUCCAGCUGAAAUGGAGUGCCGCCGGGAUGGGUGUGUCUGUGUCUGCUGCUGCUGGUAGUGGCUCGUUCAUGGUGAGGAGGGGUGGGCGUGUCGGCCGCGACCACCAGACGCCCUUGUAGGUCGAGUAUGCACCGUUGGCUGACGUCAGCUUCAUCUCAAACACCGUUGACCCGUCGGCCGUCACCUGCACAGCACACACAGCACCAUCUGGUGUGUCUCUCUCUGUGCCUGGUGCCUUACCUCUUGGUAGAAUGGUGUCUCUUUGUUUGCGAGGCCUCCCCAGUUUAUGCCCGUGUUGCCGUUUGCAAACCGCUGCACCCACCCCAUUGCAAGGCCGUACGGCCCUCGAUGCUCCCACACCGUCUUGACCGAAUAAGGGAAAUCACCGUCAGAGGUGGUGCUGCUGUUGUGUUUGAUGAUCUUGAGCUCCAGUGCGCGAGAGUAUUUGGGUGUGCUGCCGUCGCCGGGCGGCGGGUUGCGGUUGUCGAACAGAGUGAUGUGCCCGCUUCCCACUGGACACACAGCACAGCACAGCACAGCACAGCACAGCAACCGAUGAGAACUUGGCGUGGCGGUGCGUUCCCCGUGUGUCCUACACAUUCGGACGUGGUGCUGCUCCCUGAAUCUGCUGUCCUCGUCGAUGGCGAAGUCAUUGAACAACCGGUCGGUUGCCGAGCCUGCGCACACGUACAGCACAGCACAGCACAGCAAAGCACAGCACCCCCUCACACACACUCACCUGUGCUGUGCCCAUGAGUCAUCCCGCCCACCUCCCAGCAUCCAGUUAAUUCUGCCGGUGUUGACAUCGACCUCCAAAACGUUCAAAUGCCGCAGCGACACCAGCAGGUUGCCGUCAGGGGUGAACGAGACCGAGUUGAUGUGUGCGACAUCCAUCGGUCCGUUUGGGUUGGCCUUUUGCCGCUCGAUGAGGGCCUCGACUGAGCCCUCGUGCCGGAGAACCAGCUCAGGGAUCGGCCAGGUGUCGGACGCUCGCCUGAAAGAGGAAGAAGAGACAGGACAGACAGAUGGAUCGACACACAACACAGGAAGGGGGGGAAGGGGCUGUACCAUUCCAUGACGAUGUUGUCAUCCUCAUCCAGCACUUGCACAAUGGGCACGUACACCCACACCUCACUCAGCCUGUCAUCGGCCCCACUCGCCCCACCCUUGUUCUCCUUUUCCCUGAGCCACCGACCGACGUCUGUCAGCUGAGUGUCGACGAUGAGGAAGGCCCUUCUCUUGCCGUCAGCCGAGAUGGCAAUAUCGUGCUGGUCUGCUUGGUAGCCGUGUCCCGCCUUGUGUGUCCUGACGCGCUGCAGGUCAUGGUUCAUUUCCACCCACUUGGUGGCCCCACGUCGCUUCCCUUCCCUGAUGCACGGACGCACACAGCCAUGUGUCAGUCAGUCGUGUCUUGUGGCGGCCAGACACACGCGACUUAAUGCCGCCCACCUGUCGGUGACGUUCAGUCUGUCCCUGUAGAUGAGGUUGCCCCUCUGCCCCAUCUCGUCAGUCAGCCGGACGACACGCUGCUUGGCCUGGCUCGUGUGGCGCCGCCAAUAGACCAGCUGCCCGUGCUUGUCGGUUAUGAUCAGAUAUGGCCGCUCGUUGCCGGGCGUGUCGUUGCCGUAUUUGCUGUGGGAGACGACGAGGGUGUUGAACAUGAUAUGGCCCGGUGCGACCUCGGACGACUCUUUGAUGGGCUGAGUGACCUGCCAGUGGGGGAAGGUUGCAGGAAGGUCUCGCUCAGCAUCGUGGGAUAUACCCGUCGAAACGCUUCCUCGUCCUUCGGCCAGCUGCUGCCUUCGAUCUCACAGCCAGCACUGCUGGCUGCAGAAGCGGUGUGGGCGUCCACCAGGGGCGGCUCUUCUGCUUGCUGCUGCUCCUGGUGAGGCUGCCCGGCAGGCUGCUCGGUGCUUGUGGACAGUGAGGGAAAGGCAGAUGGCAUGAAGGGACCGUAGAGAUGCCAUUCAGCUGCGUCCGCGUCAGGACCUUUUCUUCGAUAGUUGGCCUUUGCUUCAGCCCGCCACUCCUCGGCACCGUCAUCGGGAUCAGUAAAUGGGCCGUCAUAUAGCCGCAGCGGGUUGGGAGAGACCCUGAAUUGCCACAUCACCCCACCCAUGGCCGUCCCAUCCUCACCCAAGAUACCACUAGCCACCUUGACAGUCACCGUUUCGCCCGCCUUGAAAAGUCGCAGGGGCGUCCACAGCAGCGUCCGGCCGUCGCGUGUCAGCAGCACUUUGCCGCCCACGAAGCCGCCCUCGUCUGCUCGCACCCGGACCUUGUCUCUGAUGGAUGGCCUCUUCAGUUGAAUCGGUGCUCGCAAUGCGAUGGACGUCUUGGGUGAAACGAGGAUGGCGCGCGGCUUGGGGUGGCGGUAGAUGAAGCCGUCUGCCGCCGACGGCUCUGUCCUCAGGUUGGCCGAGUCAGUCCAGCUUUCCCACUGGGCUUCCGUCAUGUCGCUGGCGUCCUCGACAUCGGCAGGAUCAUCAGCUCCAGCGAGUGCAGCUUCCGAAGAGCGUUGCUCACGGUCUGCCCUCUCCUGGUGCGGUAAUGGCUCGGCCGAGAAGUCUGGCUCGAUGGGAGCGAAGGUGCGUCUGCCGUCAUCAAGGACCUGCUGGCACGGGGAGGGGCCGGUUGCAGCGUCGGGGGGCUGACCGACUGCAGAGAGGGGUAGUGAAAGGAGAAGGACAUGUGCGUAUAUAGACAAGAUGCGAGGACGAUGGAGGGGAGCCAGCGGAUGCGAAUCUUCGUGUCCGCCAAUGCGCACUGAAUUAACUGGACCACGACCUGAUUCAGAUUUGAUGUACUAUUAUUUGAGCGCACGUUUAAUAGUGACCCAUAAUGCAUGCAGCUAGUAGUGACCAGUCCUCUCGGACGGCACACACACGAAGAGGAGUCCAUUGGCGUGCGUGGAGUUCGGGACUCGCGAGUUUUUAGCGAGCGAGGCACGCUCUUAUCCGAAGUUCGUGUUUGUUUGUUCGUAAUUGGGGCCAUCGAGACUUUUUCAUUCGGUACCGUCUUUCUGAUGGGGGCCUCCAUGCGAGCUUGGGGGCUUUGCAUUCACUGGCAUUUCUCCCGACCCCCCGACGGAGGAGGGCAACUCAUGUAUUUGGUGGCUUGUCGGUGUGGUGCCCCCCACUCGAUCUGAUCUGCACACACGUGCACUGCACCAAAGCAUCCAUCGUACGUCCAUAUGGACGUCCAUCCACAUGAUAUGCCCCGUGUGUUGUGUUAUGGGGAGACGGAACUGCAAUCAAUAGGGUCGGUCCACACAAACACAGAUACGUCACUGUCAACCUCACUCACCAUCAUUUCAGUCACUAUUUACAGAAACAGGCAGACGACCCGGAAAGGCAGCAGACGGGC
Vitrella brassicaformis is the source of this 4032-nucleotide messenger RNA. NCBI's taxonomy places the organism in Eukaryota, Vitrellaceae. The record is from the annotation of a GenBank genome assembly.